AUGGCGAGGCCGCCUCUCCCAGUUCUGGCGGCGCUGCUCUUCCUGUGUGCGCUCCCAGGACUGAGCCGGGCCGUGCAGGAGGAUGAAGGGACACACAGAGAGCCGCCGCUGCCGCAGAGACCGGAGCCGGUGGCCCGGGCUGAGAAAAUACCAAGUCUGCCUCCUGCUGUACAUGAUCAGAACAUAGAGUUUACUUCCACUGCUAACUUGGGGUUUAUCCAUGCCUUUGUAGCUGCUAUAUCUGUGAUCAUUGUUUCAGAGUUGGGCGAUAAGACCUUUUUUAUUGCCGCCAUAAUGGCAAUGCGUUAUAAUCGCCUGACUGUGCUGGCUGGAGCUAUGCUCGCUUUAGGACUGAUGACUUGUUUAUCGGUUCUGUUUGGAUAUGCUACCACAGUCAUCCCCAGGGUAUAUACAUACUAUGUGUCUACAGCACUCUUCGCAAUAUUUGGAAUUCGAAUGUUAAGGGAGGGAUUAAAGAUGAGUCCUGAUGAAGGACAGGAGGAGCUAGAGGAAGUACAAGCAGAAAUUAAAAGAAAAGAUGAAGAACUUCAGAGAUCUAAACUCCUGAACGGACCUGCAGAUGUGGAAACAGGAGGGGGGCCCAUUGUCCCCAAGAAGAGAUGGAUGCACUUCAUCUCUCCAAUCUUCGUCCAGGCAUUUACCUUGACCUUCUUGGCAGAGUGGGGGGAUCGAUCACAGCUAACAACCAUUGUCUUGGCAGCUAGAGAGGACCCUUUUGGUGUUGCUGUUGGAGGAACCAUAGGUCAUUGUUUAUGCACUGGAUUAGCGGUGAUUGGAGGCAGGAUGAUUGCACAAAAAAUUUCAGUGCGGACUGUGACAAUCAUCGGUGGAGUGGUGUUCUUGGCUUUUGCUUUCUCUGCUUUAUUUAUAAGUCCAGAGUCUGGUUUUUAG
This is a messenger RNA of Staurois parvus, 912 nucleotides long. The record is from the annotation of a GenBank genome assembly. Lineage: Eukaryota; Metazoa; Chordata; Amphibia; Anura; Ranidae.